UGGCCACACCUCUCACGGUGCGCGCUGACGCCUCAGCGGAAACCUCCCCGCCGGGCGGAAGCGGGAGCCGUGCCUGGCCAUGGCGGAGGGUGGUGUGGAGCCGGGGGACGACGGUCCCGCUCCCGGUCCAGGUCCCGGUCCAGGUCCCGAGCUGGCCCUGGUCGAGGGUAGCGCCGGCCGUGCCGGCCGCGUCGGGGACCCCGGGGACCUAGUGGCCCUGGCCCGGCAGGUGCAGCAGGCCAAUGACUUUGUCCGAGCAAAUGCCUGCAGCAAACUGACAGUCAUCGCUGAGCAGAUCCGGCACUUGCAGGAGCAGGCACGGAAGGUCUUGGAUGAAGCUAACAGGGAUGCUGAUCUGCACCACGUGGCCUGCAACCUUGUGAAGAAACCAGGAAAUGUUUACUACAUGUACAGGCGGGAGAGUGGGCAGCGGUACUUCUCCAUCCUGUCUCCUAAGGAAUGGGGGACCACUCCCCAUGAAUAUCUCGGUGCCUAUAAGCUCCAAUAUGACAUGUCCUGGACUCCAGUUGAGGACAUAGAGAGACGAGAUGCUGAAAUAACUGCCCUGGAGAAGCUGCUGAACCGGCAAGCAGCACUGCCCCAGUGCACGGAGCCCAACUUCCAGGGCCUGACCAAGUCACACAAGUGACCACACAGGACUGCCUGAGCAGAGCCCCUGAGUGAGGGGACACAGUGCCUGUAUGCUGCCAAAGGGAGGGCAAGGAAGGAGACCAAGAAACAAAAAUGCUGAUUGCUUUGUGCUUUAAGGAGACUAAUUCUGCAUUCAGUCUUACUGGAUUUUCUAGUAAUUGAAUAAUUUACUUCAUUGACCUAUGCCAAGCUGUAGCAAGAGGCUGAUGAUACCAGGUGGUGUAAGUUCCAAGAGCGCUUGGAGCAGAAAACAGAAAUGCUUGGGACAAAUGUGAUAAUGCUGUAAAAUAAUAUCUGCUAUCUGCCUGGCUCUGGUGUACCUCACUGUGAGUGCUGUGUCAGGUAAUGAUCUCAGGGCUGGAUUUUGCCCCUUAUUAAAAUGUACAUGUUUAGAGAGC
Molecule: messenger RNA, 1049 nt
Organism: Sturnus vulgaris (Common starling)
Lineage: Eukaryota; Metazoa; Chordata; Aves; Passeriformes; Sturnidae
Gene: C25H1orf50
Product: chromosome 25 C1orf50 homolog
Source: RefSeq, a predicted model, not a curated record